This is a messenger RNA of Drosophila obscura, 4033 nucleotides long. RefSeq names its product ubiquitin-protein ligase E3A (gene Ube3a). The record is from RefSeq and is a predicted model, not a curated record. Gene Ontology annotation, molecular function: ubiquitin protein ligase activity. The transcript is spliced from 8 exons. The coding region runs from base 585 to 3698 and encodes 1037 amino acids. Gene Ontology annotation, biological process: protein polyubiquitination. Lineage: Eukaryota; Metazoa; Arthropoda; Insecta; Diptera; Drosophilidae.
AGCUGUAAGCAAUUCCGUCUAAAAAAUUCAGCGGUGAGACAGAAUUAUACUUUUUGACUCCAUUUGUCCCCCAUCGGCAAACAGGUUGCGCAAAAGACAAAUUUAAGGAAUCGAUAGACUUGGCGGGCGAUUGCUAUGUACAGCGAACUUUCGAAGCGUUGUUCAACACUCUUCGUUGAUGAUUUUCAAUAUUCUUCUUGCUGCAAUUCGGCCUGGCGACUUAUAAACACACUCGUAUCUUCUGUUAAAAGUCCAAUUUCGUGGACAUCUUUAUGUUGUGAGAAGUGAAAAUUGUGAGUAGAAGGACAACAGGUAAUUUUCCAAUGCCCCGUAGGCAGAGGCACCGCGUCGGGAAAGAGGUCACAGCAAGCAAUUCGAGCAGAGCAGCAGCGAGUGGGCGACAGGGACCUCAACAUCGAUUUUUUUGCACCCUUUUUUGUGCAUAAUUCGCAUCGCAUUUUAGCACACAAAGGAGACGGCGCAGGCAGCAGGAAGCACGCAACGCAACCCAAAGAGUUAGCAGAAUUGAGUUCGGGGCGGGUGUGUAGGAUUAUUGUGUGCCGUUUAAACAGUCGUUUCGUAGGAUGAGCGGCAGUGGGGAGAAGGAACGCGAACAGCAACGGCAAACUUCGCCUUUGCCGUCGCCUUCGCCGUUGCCAGGCGUCUCAAGCGCAUCGACCUCGGCCUCGACGGGGCCCGGUGGGCGGGCCACACCGGAGAUGAAGCGCUCGACUGUGCGCAGCCUCAUUCAGCGGUAUUUCCACCAGUUGCAGUCCGGAUGCGGCAAUGUGGCCUGCACCAAUGCCAACUGCGCUUCCAGUGGAAAGGUGGCACCGAUGACGCCCAACCAGGUGGCGGCACGCGCCCUCCAGCUAUUCUCACAGGACGCCCAGCUAUGCGAGAAUCCUGGGCAAGCGACGGAACCGACGGUCGCUCCAGUCGCCAUCAGCCCUCUUGAUAUCGACAUGCUUUCCCCCAACGACAGCAGCAGCAGUAGCAGCAGCAGCAGCAGUAGCAACAGCUCCACCAGCACCAUCACCUCCGCGAGUACCACAACAACAACCAGCACCCAGUCGCAAAGCGCACCGGGUCCAAAAUCGGUUUCAGUUCCCGGUCCAAGUCCAAGCCCCAUAGCGAGGCCAUCGCCACGAGUGUUGCAGCCCGAACUGGUGGCCCCGGCGCCUGCACCUGCACCCGCCCCCUCCGCCUCCUCGUCUGGAGCGUGCACAACAAAUCUUUCUGCAGUCAAAUCGCUGGAGGCCAGCUGUCUUAUAUCCCUGUACGAGGAGUGUGUGAAGAAGGACAGCUAUGACAAGCUCUACCAGGCCGUCGGGGAUGUCUUUUCUUGCGUGGAACGGCUGAGCAGAAGCUUUGUGCGUACUCCGGACACGGAAGAGGAGGAGGAGGAGGAGCCACCGGCAGCUAGCAUGCCGAUCUUCCCGGCCAAGCCUCCCGAGCCCCUAAACAAGGAGCAGCUGCGCACACUGGAGGGGGAGCACGACAAGGACGAGGACAGCACUCAGCAGGCAGCCGCAGUGGAGGCCGCGGCAGGUACGGACACAGAAGCCGUAGCGGGGCCAGACGGGGAUGAUGAUGAUGAUGCUGGGCCGGAGGAUGUCGAUGAUGAGGAUGUGCCCAUGGAGCCGGCACCCAAAUGCGAGUCCAAGGCACAGCUGGAGGAUCCAUCGAUGAGCAGCGACACUCUGGUAGACUUUGAUGGACUGCGACGCGUGCAGCGGCUGCUGUUUGCCUCCAAGUCUCGAACUGUCACCGACAAGCUCACCAGCAGCGUCAUCCAGCUGGCGGACUGGAUCCACUACAUGAGGCGCUACACCCCAGACUGGGAGAAGGUCGUUCACUGUCUGGUCAUCUGCUUUGACCUGGCCACCAACACCAACAAUAUGGACUAUCUGGAUCGGGUGCUGCCCAAACUGUGUCUCGCAGCUGCCUCCAUGUCCGUCAAGGCGCAGGCGCGUUUGGCACGGAUAUGGGCGGCGCAUUGCUCUGACCAGCUGCACACGCUGGUCGCCUCCUGCCAGCAGCAGAUCACACUGCAGGUUCUGCUGGACGAGGAGUCGGUGCGCGAGAACGAGCACAUCAUUUGCGUGACCAAAGUUCUGAAGAUUGUGUUUUAUGCCAACAUUCUGGCCAGCGAACUGGAGCGUCCCUCCUGUCGGGUGUCGGCGGAAGAACUGGCGGAGAGUGCUGCGAGCACUUCGGCGGAUGGUGCGCCACCCGAGGAAGAUCUGUUCCUGUACAAUCAGGUGAUGCAUCCCCAUAUGCCCAAGUUCGCCGAGGAUCAGAUGGAGAAGGCGCUGAAGGUGUCGGCCAUCGAUUGCCGCAAGCCGCUGGUCCCGCUUGAGGAGUUCUACAACGAGGCGCUCAGCGAGAACAUUCAGAUGAAUCACGACUACCUCUCGUACAAGUCGCUGGCCAUGGAGAGCGAGGUGGGCUCCAGCCACAACAACUACUUCUCCUUCAUGCUGUACGCGUUCAUUCUGACGCCCGCCACCAAGGUGGAUGCCCUGUACUACGACAGCCGGAUGCGCAUGUACAGCGAGCGCUACUCCACGCUCUAUUCGAUUAUCAACAACUUUGGCCAGGACGGGCAGGAUGCCACGCACCGGCCCGAUCUCAAGUUGACGGUGCGACGCGAUCAGCUGAUCAACGAUGCGCUCGUCGGGCUGGAACUGGUGGCCAUGAGCAAUCCAAAGGAUCUCAAGAAGCAGCUGGUCGUCGAGUUUGUCGGCGAGCAGGGCAUCGACGAGGGCGGCGUAUCCAAAGAGUUCUUUCAACUGAUCGUUGAGGAGAUAUUCAAUCCGGCCUUUGGCAUGUUUGUCCAGCAGGAGGAGACCAACAACAUGUGGUUCAAUGCCACACCCUUCGAGAAUGGGGCGCAAUUCACGCUGAUUGGGAUCAUCAUCGGAUUGGCCAUCUACAACAACGUCAUCCUGGCUGUGAACUUCCCCAUGGUGGUCUAUCGCAAGCUGUUGGGCUAUCGCGGCACCUUCUGCGAUCUGCGCGACUACAGUCCCACGCUGCACACCAGCCUCAAGUCGAUGCUCGACUUUGAGGGCCAGAACAUGGAGGAGGUCUUUGAUCAGACGUUCAAGAUCAGCUACAGCAAUGUGUUUGGCGAGAUGGUCGAGCACGAACUGGUGCCGCAUGGCCAGGAGGUGCUCGUGGGGCAGCACAACAAGCAGCUGUUUGUGGAUCUGUACGCCGACUUUCUGCUCAACAAGAAUAUCCAGCAGCAGUUCAACUCCUUCCGCAAAGGCUUCGAGAUGGUCACCGAUGAGUCGCCGCUGAAGCUGCUCUUCCGUCCCGAGGAGAUCGAGAUGCUGGUCUGCGGCAGUCGCGAAUUCGACUUUGUGGAGCUGGAGCAUUCCACGGAGUACGAGGGCGGCUACACGGAGGAGACGCAGAUAAUACAGGACUUUUGGAAAAUUGUGCACGCCAUGCCGAACGAGUCGAAGCGCAAGCUGCUCGAAUUCACCACUGGAUCGGCCCGGGUGCCCGUCGGUGGGCUCAAGUGCCUGAGGCUGUUGAUCACGCGGCACGGGCCGGACAGCGACCGGCUGCCCACUUCGCACACCUGCUUCAAUGUGCUGCUGCUGCCGGAGUACAGCAGCAAGGAGAAGCUGGAGGAGCGCCUGAUGAAGGCAAUCAACUACUCGAAGGGCUUCGGCAUGCUGUAGGCAGUGGGACCCGAGUCUGGGCCCCAAUUGCAUCGUAACUGAUACCACCUCUCUAGGAACGAAGGAACGACGACGACGACGAUGAUUAUUUUGGGUUUUUGUUUAUCUUUUUGUUGGGUUAUGCCAUUUAUUUUUGAUACAACCUGUUCAAAUGAGACAAUAUACCAUACAUAUAUGCUCAAUUUCUGGCGCGAUGGCAAGCAAAAAUAAUAAUGAACGGACACGACUCUCACGGUAAACACUCGAGAAACUAAUCCCUAACAUUCUGUUCUUUUGUCGCUCAGUAAAUUGUAAAUAUAUAUAUAUAUAUAUAUUCUAAUAUAUGUACUAUAUGU